AUGUCUCAUCGAGGUCAUCCUCUGCCUGGUACAAGUACCCAAGCCACCAGACAUUCAACACCACCUCCGAUCACCUGGCAGACACCAUUAUCGCAGCCAGUAUCUAGAGCUCCUUCUCGACCUGCUUCCGCAGAGCCAGGAGCAUCUCACAAGCACUCGAACGGCAAAGGUUCUGGUGUCAAAUCCCCACCCUUGGAAGAGGACGACUUCAGCGAUUUUGGUUCCGAUUUCGAAGAUAUGGAUGACAGGAGACCGACUCUGCAUAGGCCGACGGAUGGGCUGUCGCAUCAGCCGUUAUUGAGGCAGGAUGAAGAUGAUAUGGAAAGAGGGAGACCGAGCUAUUCGUCCCCCGAUCCGCCGUCGGAUCGUCCAACACUAUUCACAAGAAGGUCUACCAUGAGGAGUCGCAGUCCCGAUACACAGGCGAAGCUGGCGACGAGGAAGAAAUACACUUAUGCCGCGUUUUUCCUGGGAUUGAGCCUGGUUAGUUUCGUGAUACAGACGGAGACUGCGGUCUAUAUACAGGCGGAGCUAGGGUGGAAUAAAGCAUAUUGUAUGCUUUAUUUCACUCACGGAUCGUGGUCGCUUCUAUGGCCUACCCAGCUCCUAAUAUUGCGAUUACAAAAGUGGAAAAUGCCGUGGAAAACAUUUUGGAGGAGACACGUUUACCUGGUCCGGACGACGGCGCAGAUGGUCGAAACGCAGGAACUAUCAAUAGCGCGAGGUCAACGUUCUGCGCUACGUUAUAUGAUACGAAUGACGGCUCUGGUUACCACUGCACUCACCGUGGCGGGAGGUUCGUGGUACGUUGCAGUUGACAUGACCUCUCCCUCGGAUCUCACAGCGAUUUAUAAUUGCUCAGCAUUCUUUGCAUACGUAUUCAGUGUACCUCUGCUUAGAGAACCCCUCCGCGUCGAUAAAUCAAUUGCGGUCAUGAUUGCAAUUGUAGGUGUGAUGAUAAUUGCCUACGGCGACAAGGACGAAACUGUUGGCGAUGACGGGGAGAAGAAAGAAGCGAAAAAUCGGCUGGCGGGAAACAUCGUGAUCGGCAUUGGGAGUGUUCUCUAUGGCUUCUACGAAGUACUAUAUAAAAAGCUUGCGUGCCCACCCGAAGGAACAAGUCCAGGACGAGGAAUGAUAUUUGCGAAUACCUUUGGCUCAUUAAUUGGAACUUUCACACUCACCGUACUUUGGAUUCCGCUUCCGAUUCUCCAUUACAUGGAAUGGGAAACAUUCGAACUUCCUCAUGGCGAUGCCGCUCGACUCCUUUGGGUAUCUGUUCUCGCUAAUGCCAUAUUCUCUGGAAGUUUCCUGGUAUUGAUCAGUCUUACUAGUCCAGUAUUGAGCAGUGUUGCUGCGCUGCUCACUAUCUUCCUCGUGGCUAUCGCCGACUGGGUGUUCACCGGGAAGGCCAUCAGCCCAGCUGCGAUGGUUGGAGGAAUUCUCAUUAUCGGCGCGUUCUGUAUGCUAAGCUGGAGUACCUAUCGAGAGAUGGCCGAGGAGAGGAGGAGAAAGUCUGUUGAUAUUACGGACUCUGACAGCGAUAAAGACGAUGCCUAG
Glarea lozoyensis ATCC 20868 is the source of this 1560-nucleotide messenger RNA. RefSeq names its product Multidrug resistance efflux transporter EmrE. Lineage: Eukaryota; Fungi; Ascomycota; Leotiomycetes; Helotiales; Helotiaceae. The transcript has 2 exons. The record is from RefSeq and is a predicted model, not a curated record. The coding region runs from base 1 to 1560 and encodes 519 amino acids. Gene Ontology annotation, cellular component: membrane.